This is a messenger RNA of Drosophila hydei, 1751 nucleotides long. Its product is annotated as prosaposin-like. Gene Ontology annotation, biological process: sphingolipid metabolic process. Gene Ontology annotation, cellular component: lysosome. Lineage: Eukaryota; Metazoa; Arthropoda; Insecta; Diptera; Drosophilidae. Bases 37 to 1614 code for a protein of 525 amino acids. The transcript is spliced from 6 exons. The record is from RefSeq and is a predicted model, not a curated record.
UUUCAAGUGAAGUCAAUAGAACAGCUCCGAAACAAAAUGCAGUUUACGGGUUCCUCGCCCAUUGUGGCUGUGAUUCUAUGCAGCGUUCUCGUGGCCUCAACGUUCAUUGAGGAAGUAGUGGAAAGUAACUGCAAUUGGCCCAUUACAAACUGGUGCCACAAUUUGAGCAAUGCCAAAGACUGUCAAGCGACGAGACACUGCAUUCAAGCUGUGUGGGAGAAGCAUUUGGUACCUGUGGACUCAAAUCCUGUUUGUGAGAUAUGUAAGGACAUGAUCGAGCAAGCCCGCAUUAACUUAUACUGGAACAAUGACCAAGUGGAGCUAGAACAAUUAUUUGACGACUCCUGCGAGCAGAUGCCGAUUCAGCUCAUUGAAGAGAAAUGUCGCAAAAAUACUAGAAAUAGUUUAUCCGAAGUAAUUGAGUUGAUGUCCUCGCAAAUGAGUCAGGAGCAAAUUUGCACUGUAAUGGACUUGUGUAACAGCGAUGAAAGGGCAUCAGAUGAAAGUGCCUUGGUGGUAGAACCAAGCCAAAUUGUGGACCAACUUGAUGAGCAACUUGUUAUCAACUCAAAUGAUUUAGAGAGUGCAUUGGAAGACAAUAGUAUGCCGCAACUACCACAAUGCUUUGCAUGCAAAUCCGCUUUCAGACUGGCCAAAAGACUCGUUCGCUCGCACACUAGCAAUGAGAAACUCAAGAAUGCCAUGAAUCGCUGUUGCAAUAAGCUCGGAAAAUUGGCGGAUAAAUGCCACAGGGUGAUCAACCGUCAUGGAGAUCAACUGGCACGCUUCGCAAAGAAUCCCAGAGUAAUAUGCAGUCUGUUAGGCAUGUGCUUCCCAUUAGAUCAGGACAAAUUAGAAAACGAAGAGGUAGCGCUAGAUAAACUAGAAAGCGAACCCUUAGAUAACAAAUACAGCGAGAAAAGGCAGUUGAACACAGAUUUAGCCAGCAACGCUCAGAUCGAUGAGCCCCAGCAAAUUGAUGUAGGGAUCAAAGGGUCUCCCAAAUGCAGCAUCUGUAGAACUGCAAUGAAAGCUUUGCAACACAUGGUACGCAAUCGUGCGGAGAAAGGCAGCAUCCAGAGAGCUUUGCACAGAGUAUGUCAGAAGUUGGGAAAACUGAAGGGAGGAUGCGACAGAAUGGUCGCAAGGCAUGGCAACCAAAUUGUUGACCUAUUCACAAAGAACACAGCUGGCAGACAGAUAUGCAAAAUUAUUGGCAGUUGCCGACGAUCAAUAUACGUUGAAGAUUACGUCGUGGAACAAAAUGAUUACAGCGAGAAUUUUGGGACUGAGAGUGAAUACAGCACAGAUGACCAACCCAUACUUGAUGGAACACUAACGGACAUUGCCUUAGGAUCGCCCAAAUGUUCGAUCUGUCAGACGGCUAUAAAGACCUUGCAACACAUUGUGCGUCACCACACAGAUAAGGGUGAGAUUGCAAGGGCUAUGGCACACAUUUGUCACAAGAUGGGAAAAAUGCAGCAUGAAUGCGAAGAGAUAAUUAACAAUCAUGCCGCUCAGAUUAUCGAUCUUAUGAUAAGGCAUACGCCAGUCCACAUGAUAUGUAAGGCGAUUCACGUAUGCCGCAGCUCCAACACAGGGUGGGGGCUUUGAAGUGACUUAAGCGGGUGUGCCAUUUCAAUAAUAUUAUUGCUCUCCCUUUCUAUCUAUAAAUAACUAAAAAUAUUUUGCUCGCAUAACUAAGCGCUGAGUCACCUGUUUUUGGAGUGGAUUAAAAAAAUUAAAUUAAA